Pimephales promelas (fathead minnow) is the source of this 1202-nucleotide messenger RNA. It is a transcript of the gene cnpy4, whose product is annotated as canopy FGF signaling regulator 4. The record is from RefSeq and is a predicted model, not a curated record. Lineage: Eukaryota; Metazoa; Chordata; Actinopteri; Cypriniformes; Leuciscidae.
CUUUAGCAGUGCGCAUGCUCUGUUCCACAAGCCAGAAGACGUGACCAUCCUCAAACAUGUCGAUGUGGCUUUAAUUUGAAAGAGUAUUGAGUCAAAGUUUGUAAACAGAGGUCACUAUGGAUAUGUUUGCAGUUCUCUUGCUUUGUAUGUUCAGCCUCGUUUUGGCAAACCAAGAGGAGCGAUUGCCAAAUAAAUGCGAGGUUUGUAAAUUACUGACGGUGGAGUUGCAGGACGCCCUAGAAAAAUCCGGCCGCUCGAAGGAAGUUUUAGAGAUCGGAGAAGUUUUGGACACUGGAAAGCGCAGGCGCAAAAUCAAAUACAACACUUCAGAGACACGACUCACUGAGGCCAUGGACAACAUCUGUGAAAGAAUUCUGCAGUAUAAAGUCCAUGCGGAGAGACCAGGAAGCCUUCGCUAUGCCAAAGGCACAAGUCAAACCAUGAACACACUUAAGAACCUGGUGGAUAAGGGAGUGAAGGUAGAGCUGGGUAUCCCGUAUGAACUGUGGGAUGAACCAUCAGUGGAGGUGGCGGAGUUGAAGAGACAGUGUGAGACCAUGUUAGAAGAGCAUGAAGAGGUUGUGGAGAACUGGUACUUUCAUCGCCAAGAAGAGAAACUUGAACAAUUCUUCUGUGCGACCCAUGUCCUCAGAGACUCGGACCAAGAGUGCCUGAAUGAGGUAUGGAAAGGUGACAUGGGAAUGAAAGGAUCUAAAGAAGAGGGUGAGGGAGGACGGACCCACGAUGCUGGAGAACUGUGAAAGCAGAGCCAUAAUGGUUGAUGAACGCGGCCAACCUGUAUGACGUACUUGCACAAAGCUAUAUAGGAACCGAGGAAACGUCAAAGAACGCAUUUUCUCAAGCAUCAGUGCAUUUUCCAAAUCUGGGGGAUGUGAACUGUUGUUUUACCUCUUUGUCCAUAGAGACAUUUUUAUUUUCUUAUUGUUAUGCAUUGUUAAAGAAUGUGCCUAUUAUUGUGUACCGUCUCAUGUGUUAAAGCAGAUACAACACUAACAGUUUUUAAUGAUAGACCAGUCUGGGAAUUGUAUUUGUACUGAUCGUUACUGCACAACCAUCAUGCACAAACCAAACAGAUGGUUUUAUUUUUGUAUUUUGGGAUACUUUUAUAAUAUUUUCCUCAUGUGAAAUGUACAGUAACCUUUUAAAUGCCUUGUUGCUAUAAAUCAUAAGUUUGUGCCUUA